CGUAAGCUAAAGCUAGCAAGUGGAUCCAGCGGUGCCAACCGAGGAGGAAACGAGCUAACUACCCGCAACCCGUGGAAAAACCUAAAGUUGAGGGGUUUGAACUUCCGAGCUUUCAAAUCCUGCUGCUCACACAACAUGCGCGUACUUUGAUCCAUGGAAGUUAAUGUUUAAUUUCAGGGAUUGUAAAACGGUUUCAAGGUGGCGACAGAAAAGGUUGCAGGCAAGCUGAGUUCUACUCUCUCAUGGGUGAAGAAGUCAGUGUCCCACACCGUCAGUCAGAUGGCUAGCCAGGUGGCCACACCCUCCUCCCUGCACACCACCGCCUCCUCCUCCACCACCACCCUCUCCUCACCCGCCCUCACGCCUUCCUCUCCCACCGAGCUCAGCCCAGACGAGGUGGAGCUCCUGGCCAAGCUGGAGGAGCAGAACCGGCUCCUGGAGACCGACAGUAAGUCCCUGCGCUCGGUGGACGGCUCGCGGCGGAAUAGCGGCUCCUCUCUGGUGUCCAGCUCCUCCGCCUCCUCCAACCUCUCCCACCUGGAGGAGGACUCCUGGCUCCUCUGGGGCCGCAUCGUCAACGACUGGGAGGACGUGCGGAAGAAGAGGGAGAAGCAGCUCAAGGAUCUGGUAAGGAAAGGGAUACCACACCACUUCAGGGCUAUAGUGUGGCAGCUGCUGUGCAGUGCCCAGAACAUGCCCAUUAAGGACCAGUACUCAGAGCUGCUGAAGAUGUCGUCACCCUGCGAGAAGCUCAUCCGCAGAGAUAUCGCCCGGACGUACCCUGAGCACGAGUUCUUCAAGGAGAAGGACAGCCUGGGCCAAGAGGUGCUCUUUAACGUUAUGAAAGCGUACUCUCUCGUGGACCGGGAGGUCGGUUACUGUCAAGGAAGUGCGUUCAUCGUCGGACUGCUGCUCAUGCAGAUGCCGGAGGAGGAGGCCUUCUGUGUGUUUGUGAAGCUGAUGCAGGACUACAGACUGAGGGAGCUUUUCAAGCCCAGCAUGGCCGAGCUGGGACUCUGCAUGUACCAGUUUGAGUGCAUGAUCCAGGAGCAGCUCCCAGAGCUCCACCAGCACUUCCAGGCCCAGAGUUUCCACACCUCCAUGUACGCCUCCUCCUGGUUCCUCACCAUCUUCCUCACCUCCUUCCCCCUUCCUGUCGCCACCAGGAUCUUCGACAUAUUCAUGUGCGAGGGCCUGGAGAUAGUGUUCCGUGUGGGGCUGGCCAUUCUCCAGAUGAAUCAGGGGGAGCUCAUACAGCUGGACAUGGAGGGGAUGUUACAGCACUUUCAGAAGGUCAUUCCACACCAGCUGGACAGCGGCCCUGACAGGGUGAUCCUGAUCGCGUAUCAAGUGAAGUACAAUGCCAAGAAGAUGAAGAAGUUAGAAAAGGACUAUACUACAAUCAAGACAAAGGAGAUGGAGGAACAGGUAGAAAUCAAGAGGCUCCGUACAGAGAACCGGCUUUUGAAACAGAGGAUUGAUACCCUGGAGAAAGAAAGUGCUUCCUUGGCAGAUAGAUUGAUCCAGGGACAAGUGACAAGGGCUCAGGAGGCAGAGGAAAACUACCUUAUUAAGCGGGAGUUGGCCACGGUCAGACAGCAGUGCGAGGAGACCAGCGCCCAGCUGGAGCACGCCCAGAGCGUCAUCCUGCAGCUCCAGCAGCGGGAGCAGCCACAAGGGGAGAAGCGGAACCCGCGCUACACAGAGGACUUCAUCCUGCAGCUGGAGAGGGAGCUGGUGCAGGCCCGCCUGAAGGAGGCAGAGUCGCAGUGCGCCAUGAAGGAGUUGCAGGACAAGGUUCUGGACAUGGAGAAGAGGAACACGGCCCUCCCGGAUGAAUAUAACGUGGCUCAGCUGCAGGAGGAGCUGAUCGGGGUGAAGCUGCGGGAGGCCGAGGCUCUGACCGGCCUGAAGGAGCUGCGACAGCAGGUGAAGGAUCUGGAGGAGCACUGGCAGAAACACCUGGCGCGCACGUCGAGCCGCUGGAAGGACAGCCCCAGGAAAAGCACGCUGGGCGAGCUGCAGGACGAGCUGAUGAGCGUCAGGCUGCGGGAGGCCGAGGUCCAGGCCGAGCUCCGGGAGAACAGGCAGAGGAUGCUGGAGCUGGAGACGCAGAACCAGAUUCACUGCAACCAUCUGCGGCGGGCGGAGCUGGAAGGGCGGAGCCUACAGGAGCGUGUGCAGCAGCUGACUGCGCAGAACAAGGAGCUCCUGGGGCAGCUGCAGCAGUCCAAGCGCAAGCAGGCCGAAACCGAGUGCAUGAACAGAGAGGAGGUGAUGGCCAUCAGGCUCCGGGAAGCUGAAAAGAUUGCGGCCAUGGCUGAACUGCAGCAGCAGAUCUCUGAGCUGGAGAUCCAGAAAGAAGAAGGCAAGGUCCAAGGCCAGCUAAAUAGCUCCGAUUCCAGCCAAUACAUCCGCGACCUGAAGGAGCAGAUCGUAGAGCUUCAACAAGAGAUUCGCUGCUUAAAAGGCCAGAGGGGCUUGACCAACCCGGACACUUUUGACCGACUCCACAUGGUGGGCCGCUAUAUCAGAGACGACGAGUCGUACCACUCCUCGGACGACGACGCAAGCAGGAACCUGCUGCCGGGCGCCCCUUCCCCCUUCGCCUCCCGCCACGACGGCCGCCGCAUCAUGCUCCACCCUAACCUGGCGGACACAGACAGCGAAGAGGAAGAGGAAGAGGAGGCCUUGCGCCUCUCGGUCCCCCCCACCGGAGGCCACGCCCACAACGGCCACAAAACCACCUCGGUGUGACCGCAGCACAGACUAGCUGAAGGGCCUGGCGGGGGCAGGGGAAGGGUCUAACACUACACACAUAAGCCGAGCGUUCGGGGCUCGAUCAACAAAAGGGUUACUUCCAUGUAAGGAAUCUUUUUUCAACCACAGAGAAUAACCUAAGAGACGAUUUAAGGUUUCUUUCUUUUUUUUUUUUUUGCUGUUGUUUUUAUUUAAUUUUUUAAAUUUUUUAAUUUUUUAUUUUGCCUUACUUCUGCCAAAAUCAAAAUGGAUGUACAUAUCAUUGCCAUUCCAUAGACUGCAGCCGGAGCAGCUAAGGCAAACCCGGCUGCCAUUUUGUGACAAUGGGCGGAGACUCCGCAAGACUGAACGCUGAGGAAGACAUCACUAUGGCAACCAAGGGACUCUCACACUUACCGUAGGGAGAGUUUGUGCAAUAUCAUGUUUUAUGGUCGUUGUUUGAAACUUUUUUUCUUUUUUUCUUUUUUUCUUUUUUUUUUUAACUUUUUUUUUACAUUUUUUAUUAUGUUUUGCCCUUUUUCAAUAAUAAGGAUUAACCAGCCUCAGAACAUGAAAAGUAAAAGUUUUACCCUACAGAAAUGAACAAAAUUACUUUGAAAUGCGAUUCCUUAAAAACACUUGGUAUAGUUGAACCUCUGAGAUAGAAAGCUCAUAUUUGGACUGAAUUGCUUGUUCUACCUAGCUCUGUUCUUGGCCAGUAACUUUGUUUUUCAGCUAUCAACAUAAAGGCAUUUCUUUCUUUAUGAAAAUUUCAAUUUACUGUUUAUAAAGUUGAUAUAUUUGAGAGCUAAGAGCUAUUUUCUUCUUUUUUUUUUUGCUCAGUUGUCAACUACAGACACAUUGCUCUUAUGCAGUUUGUACCUUAAUCCCAUUUUGCCUAUUCUUCAGCAUUGGUGUAUCACAGCAAACUCCAAAAACACUAUUCUUUUAUUAUUUUUUAAUUAUGGGAAGGUCAGUAUAUGAUAACAAGAAUAGCAUGAACAAAAUCACAUAUUUACAAAUAGACAUGCAUAGCAGGUCCCUGAACAGGAGAAAAAAAGGACAUUCUAAUGACAUCUCACUUAUUGCUUUAAUAUGGUUGAUUUAAACUAUGAUUCAUAGCUACAUUGUUAUAGUAACUUUCCAAUAUAAAAUUCAAAUUCUUAAAAUGUUUUACUCUCCUUUCAAGGUUACAAAUGUUUCAAAACUCUGAAAGACCCCCUUUCCAAUGCGUUCGUAUCUCAGAGGUUCUACUGAAAUGCCAACCAUCAAGGAUGGGUUUUCUGAACUCUGAUCUUCGAGUAGUCUGCCUUGCUCUGGCGACCUAGCCGUCACGCUCUUGGUUAAGCUCAGUGACUUCUUUAAAGCUAAAAUGCAGAAAUGUUCAAUAAUAAGGUCACAGGUAAGCUGGACAUGAAUCUGGUUGUUAUUUUUCAGGAAAGCCUAGGUCAACCCAGCUCAAUACCUUGGUGCAUGCAGAUAAAUCUGGAUCCCACGGCUUAUCUGAGACACCAAUAUUUUAAGGUCAUGGAACAACGUCAGAUUUCAAGUUUUGGUGCAGUGCACCUGUAAUAUCAGAAAUGUAAGUCUGUUAGACUCACAUGAUCUUGUUGGUAUCUUAUGGUCAAUUAGGGACUUUAUCUGUAUAUAUAUAUAUAUAUAUAUAUAUAUAUUCACACUAUGUAUAUGUUCUCCUCUAAAUAUUUGAAUAUUGACUUGAAUAUAUGGAAAACAUGGAUCAUUGCAGCUCAUCUGCUCUGAAGCAUCCAGUGUACAAUUCAUCUUAAAGGGACGUCACUCUAAUGUAUUCUCACAUUGAACAGAAGUGCUCGACAGGCAAACAUUUUAAAAUGUAUAUUUAUGAAUAUUUCCAAUUACAAUGUAUAGACCGACAUCUACAGAUAGUAAGGUUUUGUAUAAUCAAUAUGUAAAGACAUCUUAAGACAAACAUGGCUGGUUACUGAGAAAUGGUGAGCAUUAGUAAAGGCAUUCAGUUGGUAACAGUCGCAAUGGACAUAAUUCAAGGAGGGUCCUGCUCAUGGUUGAAAUGAUGAAGCCUAUGUUUACCAAAAUCAACACUAUGACUACACUACUUUUUUGAUAAGUCAAGAGUUGCUAGAAUCACUAUCAAAUCUGAAAAUAGUCAGUCAGGUUGGGAUGUUUUAAUCAUUUUUGAAAGAUAAAAUUUGACGCCCUGAGUUGUUCCUGUAGGCAAGUAUUAUUUUAUACCAGGAGUGUGUUUACAUUACUAGGAACCUAUUUGCAAUGUCUCGCACAGUGCGUCAGUGAUGGGAACUUGGCUGUGAUUGAAAGGGAGGUCUUGCAGUCAGGCGUUCAAAGGAUAAUGGAAAUAAACACAUUCAAACCAUUAAGCUCUACAUGGAUUCAGCUUUCUAGGCCUGUUUUAUUAUGUAUGUGUGAAUAGUAUGUGUAUGUGUCUGUAUAUAUACAGUUCUGCCACAAAUAAUGGAAACAUAAUUUAAACUAUAAGCAGUUUAAAGAUUAAUGCAAUAUUUUCUUGCCAUUUCUCUUUUUUGCUAAAUAUAAUUGUAAGCCAUUAAUAUCAACAUAAAUGAAGAAAUAAUCAGGAUUUAUGUUAAACAAGUAAUAACUAUUACACCUGCAAAUAUGUAUUAGUUAUAUUACUUCAUACCUAUGUAAUUGCGCAGUCUAAUGUAUCUUACUGUUAGAAAUUUUGAACAUGUAUUUCUUUGUCCACAGUUUUUUUUUUUUUUUUUUUUACAUAAAAUGAUGAUCAUGCAAAGAAAGCCACUUGCUUUGUAUACUAGCAUGUAUACUUUAUUUCAAAUUCCCGAUGGUCACAUAUCAUUACCACUCACGAAAUAGCACAGAUGAAAGUUUUGUGAGUACUGAACUUCUUUAAUCACAGUGUUUCCUCAAUUUGUGCCAGUGCUGUAUACAUUCUGCAGCUAUGCAUUCUAACACUUCUGUUUGGGUUUGUAAAUUCAUAAUUUCCCAGUGUUUUGUUCUUGUCGCACUGGUGCAUUGAUUCUCACAUUGUGUCAAGGGCUUUUUACGAUGCACUUAGUUCAUCCUUACUUAAUGUGUAUAUAAUAUUAAUACAUCUUGUACAGUAAUAAUAUCAUCCUUUCUCGGGGGGUUCCACAGUUUCUAGUUUUUCUGAUCUUUGCUCAUAGACCGGCGAUACCUGUAUCAGUAAAGAUUGGUUGAACCAUUGUGAUUUAAAUUAUUUUACCAGUGGAUCUCAGUGGCCCCACUUAAUGUAUUCCCAGGAUGCACUACAGGCACGACACGUCUCCAUGAUCCUAUUUUUUGGUGAUUAUACUAAAGUCAGCGGUGGGAGGUGUAUGGAUUGUUACUCAGUGUUGGUAUGUUCACCUGCUGUGGACACAUGGCGGAUGAAUACAGUCGAGGCAGAGACAAAUCGCGGGUGCAUAGCAAAGUACCGGUCAGUGGACAUAGAAAUGAUCACACUAACCUUCAUAUGAAAAAGACUUGUGUGAUGUGUUCUAAAUAAAAUGUACAUGAUUUUUAAAA
Molecule: messenger RNA, 6258 nt
Organism: Conger conger (European conger)
Lineage: Eukaryota; Metazoa; Chordata; Actinopteri; Anguilliformes; Congridae
Product: ecotropic viral integration site 5 protein homolog
Exons: 20
Coding region: 280-2757 (825 amino acids)
Source: RefSeq, a predicted model, not a curated record